This is a messenger RNA of Pseudozyma flocculosa PF-1, 2166 nucleotides long. RefSeq lists its product as uncharacterized. NCBI's taxonomy places the organism in Eukaryota, Fungi, Basidiomycota, Ustilaginomycetes, Ustilaginales, Ustilaginaceae. Bases 1 to 2166 code for a protein of 721 amino acids. The transcript is spliced from 2 exons. The record is from RefSeq and is a predicted model, not a curated record. Gene Ontology annotation, molecular function: clathrin binding. Gene Ontology annotation, cellular component: membrane coat. Gene Ontology annotation, biological process: vesicle-mediated transport; intracellular protein transport.
AUGGCGGAAGUCGGCAAGGAUGCCAAGUACUUCCAGAGGGGCAAGCUCCAGGAGCUGCGGGCGGACCUCUCGACCGACAAGAAGGACAAGGGGUGGGUGCGCAAGAAGACGACGCUCAAAAAGAUCAUCGCCAACGCCACCAUGGGCAACGACAUGAGCGGGCUCUUCAUGGACGUGGUGGCGUGCAUGAACAUCCAGGUGCUCGAGAUCAAAAAGAUGGUCUACCUCUACCUCGUCAACUACGGGCGCGUCAAGCCGGACCUGGUCAUCAACGCCGUGCCCGGUUUCCUCUCGGACUGCAACGACCGCAACCCGCUGAUCCGCGCCCUCGCCAUCCGCACCAUGUCCUACAUCCACGUCCCCGCCGUCACGGGCGCCCUCAUCGACCCGUUGCGCCACUCGCUCAAGGACAGCGACCCGUACGUCCGCAAGACGGCCGCCAUCUGCGUGGCCAAGCUCUACAUGCACGACCGCAAGCUGGUCGACAAGCAGGGCUUCAUCGGCAUGCUGCGCGACCUCCUCGCCGACUCGAACCCCACCGUCGUGGCCAACGCCGUCGCCGCCCUCACCGAGAUCUCGGAGCGCAGCGACAACAUCCAGCUCAAGCUCAACCUCACCAUCGCCAGCAAGCUCGUCAGCGCCCUCAACGAGUGCUCCGAGUGGGGGCAAACCUACAUCCUCGAGUCGCUCAUGUUCUUUGUGCCCAGCGACUUUGCCGACGCCGAGAUCCUGGCCGAGCGCAUCGCCGUCCGCCUGCAGCACGCCAACUCGGCCGUCGUCCUCACCUCGACCAAGGUCAUUCUCUACCUCAUGAACUACAUCGCCAGCGCCGAGUUCAAGGAGAGCCUGUGCAGGAAGCUGAGCCCGCCGCUCGUCACGCUACUGUCGUCCGGGCCCGAGGUCCAGUACGUGGCGCUGCGCAACAUCCUCCUCGUCAUCCAGCGCAGGCCGAUUGUGCUGCAGAACGAGGUCAAGGUCUUCUUCUGCAAGUACAACGAUCCGAUCUACGUCAAGAUGGCCAAGCUCGAGAUCAUCUACCGGCUGGCGAGCGAGCGCAACGUCGAGCAGGUGCUGGCCGAGCUGGCCGAGUACGCGUCCGAGGUCGAUGUCGACUUCUCGCGCAAGGCGGUCCGCUCCAUCGGCCGGCUGGCCAUCAAGAUUGAGUCUUCGGCCGACCGGUGCAUCCAUGUGCUGCUCAAGCUGAUCCAGACCAAGGUCAACUACGUCGUCCAGGAGGCCAUCGUCGUCAUCAAGGACAUCUUCCGCAAGUACCCCAACCGCUACGAGAACAUCAUCGCCACGCUGUGCGAGAACCUCGACUCGCUCGACGAGCCCGAGGCCAAGGCGGCCAUGAUCUGGAUCGUCGGCCAGUACGCCGACCGCAUCGAAAACAGCGACGAGCUGCUCGAAGACUUCCUCUACUCGUUCCUCGAGGAGCCGGUCGCCGUCCAGCUGGCGCUCCUUACCGCCACCGUCAAGCUCUUUCUCAAGCGGCCGACGGCGGGCGGCGAGCUGGUGCCCAAGGUGCUCAAGUGGGCCACCGAGGACGUCGAGAACCCAGACUGCCGCGACCGCGGCUUCAUGUACUGGCGGCUCCUCUCGACCGACCCGGAGGCGGCGCGCGAGAUCGUGCUGGCCAACAAGCCGUCGAUCAGCACCGAGACGGACCGCAUGGACCGCCAGCUUCUUGACCAGCUGCUCCUCCACGGCUCCAGCCUGGCCAGCAUCUUCCACCGGCAGCCGCAGACUUUCAUCCGCAACGCCAAGGCCAGGUACAUGCCCGACUCGCCUGCGCUCGACGAGGCGGCGCGCCGCUACGCCAGCACGCAUCUCUACACCAAGCCAAUAGCGCGAGGACCGGUGGUGGCCCCGUCUCCGCGGCCGCCCUCGCCCUCGCCCGGCUACGAGGCUUCUGCCGCCGACGACAAGGGCGCUUCGGCAGCGUCGCGGGCCGAAGACGCGGGCGAUGAGGCGGCAUCAGAUGGCGCGUCCGCGGUCAAGGAUGCGGCUUCGGGCGUUGCCGCACGGCCGGCAGAGGACCAGAGCGAGCGGGCAGGUGACGGCGAUCCGUACGCCAUGCUGGGCGACGACUUUGGCGGCGCGGCGGGAGGGUACACGGCGGACAACCCCAAGCCGCGGGGCGACAUCGACGACCUCCUCCUCUAA